AUGACAUCAGAUACGUCAUUUUGGUUGAAAUUUCUUCAAGAAUCAGAUUUAUCGGUUAAUAAUCAAACACUUUUACGAUAUGCUACAGCAUUGACAGAUCGAUUCGCAACUCUUGAAGAGUUGUUAAAUGUUGGUGAAGAUGAAUUACGUAAACUUGGUAUAACUAAUCAAUUUGAUCGUGCUUGUUUGAUUAGACAAGCUCAAUUAUUCGAUGAGAGAGAGAAUUUACCAUUAACUCGACAAUCUACAGAUUCGAGUUGCAAUAUGGAUCAUUGGCUUGGAAUUAAACAAUCAACUCCAUUAAAUCCACAAUCUAAAUGUAGUUUAUCACCAGCAUUAUUAUCUCGAAUUUCAUUUAAUGAUCAUUCUUCAUAUAAUGAAUCAACAAUUAUCAAUGAAAAAUAUCCUGACGAACAUACUAUGAUACAGGUUUUACAGACACCAAAAAGAAUCCAAGCGAUUAAUAGUAAUGACAAAAUCAAGACAUUACUUGAUUCAUGUUCAAAAAUAGUUUCACCAUCACCAUCUCAUGGAAUGCGACCGAUCAAAUCACUUUCCGAUACGAUUGCAUUACAAAAAAAAAUCCUUGUUGGUAAUGAUCGUCUUAAGAGACUUAGUAUACCAAAAUCAUUAUUAAAACGACAAACAGCAAUCAUAACUAAAAAAGUAUCAAAUAUAACAAAUAAAUUGAUAAAUCCAUUUGCUAAAAUGACACAUAAAAAUGAUCCGAAAUCAGUUGAUACUAACAAAAUAACAUCAAACGAAAUCGUUAUUGCAAAUGCAAUGAAACGAACACCAAAAAAUGACGAACAAGAAUGUCUAAAAGUACAACUUUUAACUCUUGAUGAUGAACUUCGACGAUCAACAAAUUUACUUCAUCAGAAUGAUGAAAUAGAAUCAAAACAUAGCGGUCAAACAUUACCUUCGAAACGAUUUAAACUUGGUGCUACAACAACUUUUCUAACACGUUCAAUUGCUAAUCAUGGUUCUUAA
Adineta steineri is the source of this 993-nucleotide messenger RNA. The record is from the annotation of a GenBank genome assembly. Lineage: Eukaryota; Metazoa; Rotifera; Eurotatoria; Adinetida; Adinetidae.